AAGGUAGACCAGACAGUUGGCUUGCGCUGUUGAAAGUUGCGGGGUUUUGGUAAAGGGACGAUACAAAGGCCACCAUCAUUUGGAAAUCCUGCCUCAGGCCAGCUCCUCCCUCUCUCUCUCUCUCUCUCUCUCUCUCUCUCUGAUGCUCUUCUUCUCAACCGUAGGCAAAAUUUCCAAGCAUCAUGACUUCAAAAUCCCGACAUUUUUCGUCGGAAAUGGCAUAUAGGAGCACACCUACCACGCCUACGUCCUUGUCGAGAAUUGGUGGCAGAAUCUCGAAAUUGUCUCUUGAUGUUGAAUCGGGUUCUUCUCAUGGAAGAUCGUCGAUAGAUCGAUCACCCAUAAGAUUGUCCUUGGAUCGGUCACCCAGACUUGGAGAACGCAAAUCUUCAAAAAUCAGCACCACCCACUCGGUUUCUGAGUUUUCCCGGAGACCUUCCAUUUCUUCACCCCAUCAUCUCAAAUUGGUUUUGACGGGUGACUCGAUUUUGGUGGAAACUCCGACUCUGCAGAAAAGGGUCGUCACUAGGGGAACAACAGAAUUGCAGCAUCAACUGGGACAGGCUCAGGUGGAUUUGAAGAAGGCCACUGAUCAGCUGAUGGUCGCGGAGGACGCGAAAUCUCGAGCUCUGGAUGAGCUUAAGGAGAUGAAGAAAAUGGCCGAGGAGGCGAACUCGAGGCUCACCGAGGCUCUCUUUGCUCAGAGGCGAGCAGAGGAGAUAUCUGAGGUCGAGAGAUUUCGGGUCGACGAAUUGGAGCAAGCGAACAUCGAGGCUGCCCAGAAGAGGGACGAAGCAUGGCAGUCCGAGAUGGAGGCGGUUCAGAAGCAACGGUCUUUGGAUGCCACAGCAUUGCUUGCAGCUCGGGAGGAGCUGGAGAGGGUGAGCAGAGAGCUGUCUGCGGCAUCAGAAGUCAAGAAAUUGGCACUCGAGCAGGCUGAUAAUGCUCAGAAGACCGCCAUUUCGAAUGCGAAGAAAAUUGAGGAUCUAUCGUCUGCGCUAGCCUCGCUAAAAGAAUCUCUGACUUUUUCAUCUGCUUUCGAGCGGGAGAAUGAAAUGGGAGGCUCCAAAUGGGAGGCAGAGGCAAGAGAAUCAUCUGAAUUGGCUGCUGAAUCGAGAUUAGUUAUCGAGUCGCUGAGGAAGGGGAUCGAGAGAGCGAAGGAAGUUGAGUCUAUGUUAAGAGAAAGGGAAGAAUUGCUGGAGAAACUGAAUUUGGAGCUUAGUAGUACAAGAGAUUCCGAAUUCCAGGCAUCAAGUUCGCUAUUGGAGAGUAAGAAGAUAAUUGAGAAGCUGGAGAGGGAAAUUCAGAUAACGAAAGCAUCCAAGGACGGAGCAUUUGAAUCGAUGGAGUCAAUAACAAAGCAGUUAGAGGAAGCAAAGAUGUCUCUUGAAGAAACUAAGCUUGAAAUAUCUUCUCUAAGGGAGAAGAUGCAAGCAAUGGAGGCAUCAGUCAGGCAGAGCAGUGAUGAUCUCGAAGAUUCGCACAGAAGUGCCGAGAAAGGCAAGAUUGGACUUCAUGGCAUGGGUGAAACCAUUGAAUCACUCAAGCUGGAGCUAGAAAACGCGCAGAAGGAUCUUUCGCUCACACGAGAGAGAGAGGAGUUGGCCAUUUCAAACAUGGAGGAUCUUGCAGAAGAAGCAAGCUCGCUGCGCAAUGAGCUUCGGUCGGUGAGGAAAGCGGAAGAGAAGAGCAAGCAGGCUCUGGACGAUCUAGCAAUUGCACUCAAAGAAGUCACGACGGAAGCUAAUCAAGUGAAGGACGAACUUCUGUCUGCUCAAGCAGAAUUGGAGAACUUGAAGGCUGAAGCAGAGCGCUACAAAAGAAACGUCAGCAGCACAGAAGAUGUUCUUCAGUUGGAAUUAGAGAAAGCAACCAAGGAAAUUGAACGAUUGAAAGAGAUCGCUGAAAGAGCCAAGUUAGAUGCGGAGCAUGCUGCUUCUAUUUGGAAGGAGAAGGAAAUCGGGUUUAUUAACUGCAUUAAGGUAUCAAAAGAGGAGAUUGCCAUCAAGGAAGAGGCGAACGAGGAAUUAAGGAUUUCUCUCUGGAAAGCAGAGGAAGAAGCAAGAGAAGCACAAGAGGAGAAACGUAGACUCGUGGACUCUGUGAAACAAGCAGAGGCAGACGUGAGUUCUGUAAGGGAAUCGUUGGAGCUUGUCAGCGUCGAGAAUUUGCGGCUCAGGGAUAGAUUAUCGAAGGUUGAGAGGGAGUUGGAGAAAAAAAAUCAUGAAAAUGAAUAUCUGAGGAACAGUGAAGCAGCAGCCGCUGAGGAAGUCGACAGAUUGACAAGGUUGCUGGAAGCAGCAUCAGCAAAAGCCCUUUUUGAGAACAAGACAAGGUCGCCCGGUGAAUCCGACUAUGGGAGGGCAUCGGUUGAUGAAUAUAAAGCAUCAGCUGAAGAAAUUUAUGAUGCUCAACACAUCCUUUCGCGGUCAGAUGAGAAGACGAACUCUGCUCAUCUCAUUACUCUUGUGCUGGAGAAUUCAAAUGUCGGUUCUGCGACUAAGGAACCAAUCUCCCAUCCAGUAAAUAUGAAUGGUUCUGUUAAUAUAGCCAAACAGCAAAAUGUUCAACCUCAAUAUGAACCAAUUGACAAGAUGUCAGUGUUGAGAGCACCAUCACCUACAAGGUUGGAUGACGCUGAGACCCUGAAUUCUGAUGAAUAUGAUCACGUCGAUGGUCACCAGUUGGAAGAGGUGGAAGCCCACACAGUCUCUCCUGCCAGACAGAAAAAGAAAAAGCCACUGCUCCACAGGUUCGGAAAUCUACUGAAGAAGAAAAACCAUAAAUAAAUUUCCCAGAUACGUGGGAAUUGGAUUGGUGAGGUUACUUUCUAUUCAAUCAUAUUGUCCCUUUACAAGUUUGUUCUGAUUUCUGAGAGAAAUACCGCAAGUGAAUAUCAUACUUUGUUGUACAUGACAUGGAAUAGUCAUCGCUGUAGUAUGUUGGCACGGUAAAAUCUGAAAAUAGAGGCCAUUGAUGACAGUCUCUUGUGCUCUUCUUCUAGGAUUACACUUUUCGGGAGAAAUUCUUUGGAGAUGAAAUAUUGCUUGCCGAGCGAUAUUCUUUGAUGUUGCCAUUUCUGAACACGCGAACAUAUAUGUUGCCGCAGUAAGAUUCCGACUUUGCUGUCGGUGAGUGAUCUUUGCAUGGGGAAGAGUCCCUGGUGGCGUAAAUCUGCAGUUUGAAAGUGAGGUUCUACAAAGGCAGAUCUAUUUGCAAUUGGUGAAUCUCUUCUGCCUGCUGACACCAGUACUGUCACAAAGAUCAUGCUGGAUCAUCAAUCUAUUUUAAGAGAGGGAGACUUUUGGUGUGGAAAUUGGUAUGUAUAAUUUGUUAUUACAUUAUCAGAACGAUAUGCUGCUGGGAAUAUGGUCUUCCAUCUCCUAUUGUGAGUUGAUCAAAUGAAAAGUGAUGUGUAUGAACAUUUUAGCUUCAAGGGAAAGACGACGGCGAGAUGCAGUAAAUUAUAAACUGGUGGGCAAUGAAGCAUGUCAAUGCCUGUCUCUUGCUUUCUCACAAUGCUUUGAUUAAGCCCAUCUUUUCCUCAACUGUCAGAUUUUCAGUCCCAUUUUCAUGGCCACUGUAAAUUCUGGCACCCGAAAUUUAUUAAUAUGUGAAAUUCGUAAUUAUGCUGGUCCAUUUGAAAGCAGCUUCGCAUGCUAUCAUUAUC
Nymphaea colorata (pocket water lily) is the source of this 3670-nucleotide messenger RNA. RefSeq names its product putative WEB family protein At1g65010, chloroplastic. Lineage: Eukaryota; Viridiplantae; Streptophyta; Magnoliopsida; Nymphaeales; Nymphaeaceae. Gene Ontology annotation, biological process: reciprocal meiotic recombination. The record is from RefSeq and is a predicted model, not a curated record. Bases 183 to 2789 code for a protein of 868 amino acids. The transcript has 3 exons.